Molecule: messenger RNA, 801 nt
Organism: Carlito syrichta (Philippine tarsier)
Lineage: Eukaryota; Metazoa; Chordata; Mammalia; Primates; Tarsiidae
Product: peptidyl-prolyl cis-trans isomerase A-like
Exons: 1
Coding region: 1-744 (247 amino acids)
Biological process (GO): protein peptidyl-prolyl isomerization; protein folding
Molecular function (GO): peptidyl-prolyl cis-trans isomerase activity
Source: RefSeq, a predicted model, not a curated record
AUGCGAACCCAGUUCUGCUCUGGAAGAUGGGCCCCUAUGGGCCAGAUCCUCCUCCCCUCCUCGCCUGAGCUCCCCCGUCUAUCUCUACCCGUCUAUCUCUACCGCUCUCCACCCUGUUUGUGGCCCUGGUCGCCCCAGGGCUACAGCUCACAUUCAACCCCUGGAAAUUCACAAAUUGUGGAGGGAGAGGUUUCCAGUAAAGAGUUUCAAGAUGGCUUUGCAGACGCCGCCGCCUUGAUCCUUUUCCCAUCAGCCAUGGUCAAACCCCCCCCCCCGUGUUCUUCUGACGGCGAACCCUUGGGCCACAUCUCCUUCGAGCUGUUUGCAGACAAAGUUCCAAAGACAGCAGAAAACUUUCGUGCUCUGAACACUGGAGAGAAAGGAUUCGGUUAUAAGGGUUCCUGCUUUCACAGAAUUAUUCCAGGGUUUAUGUGCCAGGGUGGUGACUUUACACGCCAUAAUGGCACUGGCGGCAAGUCCAUCUAUGGGGAGAAAUUUGAUGAUGAGAACUUCAUCUUGAAGCAUACAGGUCCCAGCGUCUUGUCCAUGGCAAAUGCUGGACCCAGCACAAACGGUUCCCAGUUUUUCAUCUGCACUACUAAGACUGAAUGGUUGGAUGGCAAGCAUGUGGUUUUUGGCAAGGUGAAAGAGGGCAUGAAUGUUGUACAAGCCAUGGAGGGCUUUGGGUCCAAGAAUGGCAAGACCAGCAAGAAGAUCACCAUGGCUGACUGUGGACAACUCUAAUAAAUUUGACUUGUUUUAUCUUAAACUACCAGAUCAUUCCUUCUGUAGCUCAGGAGA